Molecule: messenger RNA, 1200 nt
Organism: Lytechinus variegatus (green sea urchin)
Lineage: Eukaryota; Metazoa; Echinodermata; Echinoidea; Temnopleuroida; Toxopneustidae
Product: mitochondrial amidoxime reducing component 2-like
Exons: 7
Coding region: 70-1065 (331 amino acids)
Biological process (GO): nitrate metabolic process
Cellular component (GO): mitochondrial inner membrane
Molecular function (GO): nitrate reductase activity; pyridoxal phosphate binding; molybdenum ion binding
Source: RefSeq, a predicted model, not a curated record
GCUCAAACUUGUAUACUCUUCCUACCCAUUGCAGAACUAGAAAGGAGUGUAACCAAGAUACUGUGAAUCAUGCCUGAGUUUACAAACAACAACAACCUGAUUCUUGGUGGUCUGGCAGCGUGUGCGGUGGGUGUGUUGGGCAUCUCGUAUAUCUACUUACGGAGAGAAAAGCGCGAGUACACUCAGGUUGGAGUGGUGUCUAAGCUCUUUAUCCAUCCUAUCAAGUCAUGCGGAGGAUUGGAGGUUUCCCAGGCUGAGUGUGUUGCUCUUGGAAUCAAAAGCAAUGGAGUUAUGGAUAGAUCCUUCCUCGUCAUUGAUGCCAACAAAGACAGCGUUUCAAGGAUCCGUCAACCUUCCUUGGCUUUAGUAGCGCCCUCUCUGUCCGCUGACAUGCAAAGUUUGUUGAUCAAUGCUCCUGGUAUGCCCACUCUCACAGUGCCUCUUCAUGGCGAUCAGAAUGGAAGGAUAUACAACUCAAGAGUUCUGGGACUCGGCGUUCAAGGUGAAGAUUGUGGUGAAACAGCCAGCGAAUGGUUCAGCCAGUACCUUGGCAAACCUCGCUACAGACUGGUCUGUUACUCCAACAAAUGCAAUGAUAAAAUCCUUCAAAAUGACCGCAAAUGGGGAAGCAAGUCCAAGGCUGGUGAAAAGGGAAUGUUCCAGAACCUUGCUCAUCUUCAUCUUUUCAGCGAGUCAUCUCUGAUCAACUUGAACUCGAAGCUGGAAAAACAACUCCACUAUGACAACUUCAGACCAAAUAUUGUAGUCGAUGGCUGCACUGCAUUCAGUGAAGACAAGUGGAAGUAUGUAAGGAUCGGCGAUGAAGUAAACCUGAGGACAACGCAUAAGUGUGCAAGAUGUCCUCAAACCACUGUUGAUCCAGAAAUAGGAAAGUUCAUGGAGACCAAAGAACCCCUGAAGACCCUUAGGACAUACCGCAUGGCCACCCCUGAUGAUCCCGAUCAGAAGACGUAUGGUGCAAACCCUGUCUUUGGUACCAACCUUGCUAUUGAAUCAUUUGGAGUCGUCAAGUUAGGUGAUCCCGUCUAUGCUAGCCUGGUCUAAUAUAAUCAUCUCAUUCCACAGAAAGCAAUAUAUCCUUAGUAUCUUAGUAAUCCAUUCUCUUAGGGUGUGUUUAUGCUUCCAUUGCGAGGACAGAAUCAGCGAUUUCAAACGUCGAUUCAAAACGCCGAUCGUAAA